UACAAUUUAGUACCUAAAUUUUAUUUUUUUACAAAUAAGUCCAUAAAUUUUGAUGGUAAAAUUACGUUUUGGUACCCAAAUUUUUUUAUUUUUACAAAUUAGUACCUAAACUUUUAAAACUUUACAAAAAGGUCCAAUGAAGUAUGAGAUAUUUGUUGUUGCUAAGGGUCACAGAGUCAAAACGUGACCCGUCCCUAAGUUGUCCCGACCCUUGCAGGGUCAACAAAUGACCCGUCCCUAAUCUGUCCCUGUAGACAAACUGACCCGUCCCGGCCCAGGCCCUGUGCUGGUCAGACCCACAGCACAGGGCCUCAUAAUUUUAAAGGCCUCGUAUGAUCUACAAAAUACUAUAAGGCAAUGUCGAUAUACCGCUUUUGCCACGUCAGUCUCCGCUGGAAUAACCGCAGAGUGCGGAGGGAUUUUAUCGUCAAUUCAGAAACCCUCUCUUUCUUGCCUUCUGAAUUCCAACCUCCUACCGGAAAGCGAAAUCUCUCUCACCGUCUCUUCCCAACAUCAAUCGGAAAUCGUAAUUCCCACCGUCCUUUUGGCCACGCUCAAGCCCAAAUCGAAAUCACUCCCGUCGCUCUCCCUGCUAAUCACAGCUCACCAAAGCUUCGACCUUAUUUUUUGGUACACUCAAUCUGAAAUCCAAAUCGCUCAUUGUCCCCCUCUCCGUAUUUCUUCAAUCGUCGCUCUCUGCCGCUCUGGUCAUCAAAGCUCUCCACAGCUCCGACCUUAAUUUUUGGUACACUCAAUAUAAAAUCCAAAUCAUUUACAAUCCCUGUAUGUACUUCUCCUGUCAUUGUGUUUGUUGCCGUCUGCCCUGUCUUGCAAACCCCAGAAAAAAAUCUCCACUCUUCUCGCUCUGUCUUUCUCGCUGUAUCUCUACCAACCUCGACCGGCGCAUGCUUCUUCUCUGGCGUACGGCGGCUGCAGUAGCUAUAGGUUCCUUUUGGGUUGUGAAGACAGGAUGGCGGAGAGGCGGAGACUAGAGCAUUUAGCAGAGGUAGUUUUCUAUUUUGACUUUGCAGAGCCUGUAUAUGCAAUGUCCUCUCUCUACCUUUUAUUUACCUAUGGGCAAUCUGUGCAAUAGCUGCUAGAUUGUGUUUUAGGUUGGUUACCAAGGUUUUGGGACGAAAAAUAAUUUCAUUCUCUACUAGAUUGAGGUUUGGGCAUCUUCUUGAGGUUAUAUUUCCCUGUUUUGGCAGCACUGUCUUGCUAAUUUAUACAUGUUCAUUGUCUUUUUCUCUUUGUUUCUCAUUUUCAUGACAACUCUCUGAAUUUGUACAGCGGCAAACAUUUUGUUGAGCGAGAAUGGUGAUUUAAAAGUAUAUUAUCCUUUGCUUAUAUAGCACCACAAGAUCGUGAUAUUCCAUAUAUAUCUUUAUAUUGCUAUAACACUCAUUGGCAUAUGCAUGUAUUUCAGUAUUUCGUGCUACUUUUAUGAUCAUGUAACAGGCUGCCGAGUUUGGUGUUUCUGCACAACUUACAAGAACAAUUUCCUGAUGAAAGGUGCUCCAUUUGACACUUUAACUGCUCGAGAGUUUGUUCAUAGUAAUAAGGAUCGUGAUACUGAAGCGUUUGGACUUUGGGUGUUACUCUUACUGCCUGGUUUAUGAUUUUUCAGUGCAACCUUAUUCAUUGACUUAUCUUUAUAGUUUUUUUUAUUAGUCUGUGAACUGCUUGCUCAACAUUUGCAGACUUUUGUUAGCACACCCUUCUGGAUGGCUCAUGACUCCAGUAGUUAUUUAGAAGGGUACAAUGAAAAGGGAAAGGAAGGGAAUUUGUAUCUCCCCUGAAGUUCCGAUGCUAGCUGAAGUCGAUGCGGAGAGAGUGCGCCUUGCUGGUGCUAGGAGGAGAAGGAAGUUCCUUUGGUUGUACGACGAGUAUGCAUCAAGUGCGUGUUGUUUCAGUCCCAAGUGUGUCAAUUUCUGCCUCUUGAUUGGUGUCAUGAGUUCAACUUUUGUGAUCAGCAGAAAAUAUGAUUGAGAGGGUAGGACAGAAUGCCCUGAUUAACAUGGUUAAUGGAAUUGCUUGAAUGUGAUUCAGUGGAAUUUGUUAUGUUGUUCUCCUUUGUUGUCUGCUGGGUUUCCACUCUUAAUUUCUAAUAUACAUAAGGUAGCGACGUGGCGUUUUUGUUGGUAAUUGUUGUCGAAUAUUGCUGCAAGUAGCAGGGAAGGAAGUGUAUAGCUAUGUACUCAAAUGCCCUUGAUUUCUUUAACUUUCUACUGUUGUAUAUUUACACUAUGCCUAUUAUUGUUUAGUGUAUAAUGCUCCUUUGAAGGCCUUUCAAGCUAAGUAUAACCGAGCUACCAGUAUAAUUUUGUGAAGCCUCAAGCUGAGUAUUCCGUGGUUAGCGUUGAUCAUGAUCCACUUUAGGUAGGUGAUGAACAUUUUAGUUGCACAUCAACUCAGUUGGUCUAAAGGAUUCCUGAUUAAUUACAUAGUUUAAAUCUAUCUUAUUACUCAAAUUUGAUUUCAGUAAUUGACUGAGACUCCAAGACCUUAGGGCCCUAUUGGGACAACCUUAACCAGGUUGAAAAGGAAACAUGCUGUCGAUCCUAACGAGGAGAAGUAGUAUUGCUGGAAACUUUUUGAGUUAAGGCCCACAUUAUGAAGCUUUUGUUUAGUAUUUUUCUUUUAUAUAUGGGAUAUGAGAUGUUUAGCAUUAUCUUUUCAUUUAGGUUCAUGUUGAAACUAUAUUUUUUUAUUGUUUACUUUAUGGAUUAUCUUCUUUUGUUCAGUUUGAAUUGUGGAAUUGCAAUGAGAUUCUUUGCUGCAAUCUUUUCUGAUUUGAUUGAUAUCUUUUCCCCUAUGGAUUAUCUUCUUUUGAUUCUCAAGUUUGGUUCAUAAGUCAUAACCAUCAAAUAAUUCUCAAGUUUAGUCCAUUCUGAUUGUAGCUACUCGCAAGGUUUGCUGCAUUUUUUAGAUUAUCUCAUUGUUAAUAUUGUGAAUAAAAGCUAUUGGCAGAGUUCACUGCAUCUUUUUUUUUAUAACCCGACUGUUGGUGUUUGGUGUCUUUCUUGCCCUUCUAUGCGUUGGUGUAUUUACUAUUUAAGGGUGUAAGUUUGAACCAAAACCCACUGAACCGCCCCGACCUCGAGGGUCGGGCUGGGUCAGUUUGUCUAUAGAGUCAGUUUAGGGUCGAGUCAGGGUCAUGUAGGGUUGGGUCAGUUUAAGGGCGGGUCACUUUUUGACCCUAUGACCCUUAGCAUCGUACAAACACGUUUGACCUAUUCGUAUAGUUUUAAAAGUUUAGGUACUAAAUUGUAAAAAAUAAUUUAGGUACCAAAACAUAAUUUUACCCAUACAUAGCCUUCUAAUCCUUCUCUUGGCUACCGUAGUUAGCUUACUGUCCACAUCUGGCUGAGGUGACUCCAAACCAUCACAACUCCACUGGCAUUCACACACAUAAUCGUAACUUUACUCAUAUGUCAUAACAACACCAACGAAUGCAACAAACUACUUAAUUAUGAGAUGCCAAAACUCAGCAACAAAUUUACUAUGGAUGCUCAAACAAUUUUCCCUAGAUCCGUCCCCUCAUAUUGAGCCAAUCAAUGUCACUGGAGUCCACAUCUCCCCGUGCAAAUCCAAUUUGCAAGAGGCAAAUUCUUUGACAAUGAGUGGACUUUUCCACAAAAGCAAGUUUGCUGGUAGAGACUUGGGAUAAGGAAUCUGUUUACUUCAAUACACAUCAACUACACCACGGUGCAUGAGUAUUCUAUGUUUGAGGUAGGAUAAAUCAUAAAAGAGACCAAGUCCCCAACCCUUCUAGCACUUCCAAUUUCCGAAACGUAUUCUUCAAAGCACUGGCUGACACUACUGGAUGGCCUGAAAAACAAGUUCCUUUACACGAAUAUGGGAACAAUUCAUCAUUUGAUUCACACACUCAACUUGCCACAAGACGCUUGCCAAAACAAUUGGAUUCAACUGCAAUAAUUUACAUCAAACACC
Linum trigynum is the source of this 3954-nucleotide messenger RNA. NCBI's taxonomy places the organism in Eukaryota, Viridiplantae, Streptophyta, Magnoliopsida, Malpighiales, Linaceae. The record is from the annotation of a GenBank genome assembly.